Messenger RNA from Achroia grisella, 420 nucleotides. RefSeq lists its product as uncharacterized. NCBI's taxonomy places the organism in Eukaryota, Metazoa, Arthropoda, Insecta, Lepidoptera, Pyralidae. The transcript has a single exon. The record is from RefSeq and is a predicted model, not a curated record. The coding region runs from base 1 to 420 and encodes 139 amino acids.
AUGUGCUUCGUGCUGGUUGCAGUCAGCAAUGCGUCCGUACUAACUCCACGUCGGACAUUCAGUCUGACUGACUUCGAUUUAGGGGCUUUAGGUUUUGGUAGUGGUAGUAUUGGUGGGGGUAUUGGUGGUGGUAUUGGUGGUGGUAUUGGUGGUGGUAUUGGUGGUGGUAUUGGUGGUGGCAUUGGUGGUGGUAUGGGUGGUGGUAUGGGUGGUGGUAUGAGUGGUGGUAUGGGCGGUGGUAUGGGAGGUGGUAUGGGUGGUGGUAUGGGCGGUGGUAUGGGUGGUGGUAUGGGUGGUGCUAUUGGUGGUCGUAUUACUGGUGGUAUAGGCGGACGCCUUUACAGUGGUGUAGCUGUCCCAACGUACCCCCGUUUGAUGCCCAUUGUAUAUGGAUUAUCAGGUAGUUAUAUGUCAAGCUAG